Messenger RNA from Mercurialis annua (annual mercury), 780 nucleotides. Its product is annotated as ubiquitin-conjugating enzyme E2-17 kDa. NCBI's taxonomy places the organism in Eukaryota, Viridiplantae, Streptophyta, Magnoliopsida, Malpighiales, Euphorbiaceae. The record is from RefSeq and is a predicted model, not a curated record. The transcript is spliced from 5 exons. Bases 119 to 565 code for a protein of 148 amino acids. Gene Ontology annotation, molecular function: ubiquitin conjugating enzyme activity. Gene Ontology annotation, cellular component: nucleus. Gene Ontology annotation, biological process: protein polyubiquitination.
UUAUUUAAAAAUCUCUUAUUUAUAUUUUAUUUACAACAAAACGCGCACACACACUCUCCCUGUUACGCCACUCCAAAGCUGCGGCCGGCCGGUCAAGCCCUCAUCGACGUGAAUUGUGAUGGCUUCGAAACGAAUUAAUAAGGAAUUGAAGGACUUGCAGCGUGACCCGCCAGCUUCAUGCAGUGCUGGUCCAGUUGCUGAUGACAUGUUCCAUUGGCAAGCAACAAUCAUGGGCCCAGCUGAUAGCCCUUUUGCUGGUGGCGUGUUUCUUGUAUCAAUUCACUUUCCUCCGGACUAUCCAUUCAAGCCACCCAAGGUUUCCUUCCGCACAAAGGUUUUCCAUCCUAAUAUCAAUAGCAAUGGCAGCAUUUGUCUCGACAUUCUUAAAGAUCAGUGGAGUCCUGCCCUUACCAUAUCUAAGGUGCUUUUGUCAAUUUGCUCCCUCUUGACCGAUCCAAACCCAGAUGAUCCGCUGGUUCCUGAGAUUGCUCAUAUGUAUAAGACAGACAGAGCCAAGUAUGAGACUACUGCUCGGUCCUGGACUCAAAAAUAUGCGAUGGGUUAGGGCUACGGACAAGUGUGGUUUGUCGUAUUAGUAAAUAAUAGACGUCUCUGGAUCGGCUUUGCUGUCUUUGUUUUCAAACACAUGUUAUGGGAGUUUUCUCGUAAUGAGACAUUUAAUAGUAGUGGUAUACUAAUGUGAAGUUUUUUGGAGAAAAAAAAAGUAGCUUAUAUGAUUUGUUUUUUUCUGUUCUUUUAUUUAAUGAAAUGUUUGGCGUA